Molecule: messenger RNA, 840 nt
Organism: Didymodactylos carnosus
Lineage: Eukaryota; Metazoa; Rotifera; Eurotatoria; Philodinida; Philodinidae
Source: the annotation of a GenBank genome assembly
AUGUUGGUGAUGUUAUCAAUAGUUUAUGGUCAACCAUGUCCAGUUGAACAAGAUCCUGUACAGUUAGCUGAAUGUGCUCAACUUGAUGUACAAGCGAUUAUUCAAGCAGCGAAAGGAAAUUUAAAACUAUUCUGUGGUCUUGCUGAAAGAUACAUGGAAUGCUUUAAAACAAAAACAAGAAAUUGUAUCGGUGGUUGGGCGGCUGAAGGUGGUUUUACAGAAUUGCAAAAUUUGGCUCAAUGGUGUUGUGUUAAUCCAGGUGUUGCUGAACCUGAUGAAUGUCCAUUACAUCGUAAUCCAAAAUGUUUUGCUGGUGAUGGUCUAGUUUCAAUGGUGAAUGGUGACUAUAAACCAAUAAAUGAACUUCGUAUCGGUGAUCGUGUUCAUGUAAUGGACUCUGAGAACAGAAUUAUUGAAGAUGAAGUUGUCAUGAUACUUGAUAGUCAACCUAGAAAACCUGUCAAAAAUCAAAAUGAAGAAUUUAUACCAGCUAAUCGCAUAAAAUCUUUUGAUAUUGUUUAUAUCAAUUCAAAUGGUCAACUUGAACCAGUACGUGUUAAAAAUGUGACAGAAGAAUAUAAAACGGGAUAUUAUACGCCCCUGACAAGUAAAGGCACAUUAAUUGUCAAUGAUAUAGUUGCAUCAUGUUAUUCAAAUGUUGUUAGUCACAAUUUAGCGCAUAAUAUUUUGGCUCCACUGAGAUGGUGGUAUUCAGUUGCAAAAGUUCUUACUAUACGUGAACCAUUUCAACAUAUUGAGAAUGGAAUACAUUGGAUCCCCAAAACGAUGUUAGACCUUACACGAGAAUAUUUUCCAAAUGUUUUAACCAACAGUAUCUAA